AUGCAGGGGGAAGAGCUGAGGCGGCGAGACACGCGUCUGAGCCAUUUCUGGGAUGGCUGCGACUAUGGAAACGACGCUGAUGCAGGUUCCUCAGCCGCAGCUUCCCGGGUCUCAGACGAUCGCGCCUUCGCCGCUGAUCCCCAGGCUUUCUCCCAGCUUGUCAAAGGCCUCGGAGCGGCUGACGCUCAAGGCGUGCACGACCUCGUACCUUCUGGCCCCUCAGGUACCGUCCCAGAGCCGUCGGCGUCUGCCUCAACUCUUCCGCCUCUCGUAAGGCGAUCGCGUUCACUGCAAGGAGUGUCCCGGCUGGGAAAACUCCCUAAAGCUCUGGAAGAACGGUAUCGGGUGGUUCGAAAACUGGGCAGCGGGGUGUACGGCGACGUGUACGUGUGUUCGUUCAUCGGAGAUGGUCAAAAAAGGAAUUGGCGGGUGGAUGCAGCAGGAAGCCGGGGGGAAGAGGCGCCAGGCGACUUCACUGGGAGUCGAAACCCAGACGGGACCGUCCAUGGCAUAGUUUCAGCCGGCGAACGACCUCGAGGCGAGGGAAACCCCCUCUUUGCGAUCAAGCGUGUGCGUCUGCCAACAUCAAAACUGAAGUCCCUGUUUGGCAUGGAGCAGCAAGUGCUACGGGAACUCACAGUGCUUCGUGGCCUCAGCCAUGUGAACAUCCUCAAGCUCGAGGCCUUCUACUUUGAACUGGAACCCUGGGACCGCAGCAGCCUCUUCCGCGCGGCAGUCAGGCGUGUGACUGCGGCGGUCCUGCGAGGAAGCCGGCGACACGCAUCCAGUCAUCGAAGCCCCGAGGCGCCGCGAGGCGAGAGCAAUUCGGAAGGCACUGAUGGGAGCAAAGGCGUGGCCGACGGCUUUUCCUUUGCGUCGACAGAACUGUCUUCGUUCAAAGAGGCGCUUGCGAAGGCAGAUCGCCACGCCGAUUCCGAUACGGAGAUUCGGAGGAUCCAGGAGAAUGCUGUGGCCGCACACGAGGCUGCUCUGAAGAAAAAGCUGAGACCCGAGCAGUUCUACCGUCCAACUGUUUACAUGAUCUUCGAGCUCUGCGACUGUGACCUGGCGAAGUUUGCCGACAUGCGGUACAAAGCGUUCCUGGAAUUCUGGCGUGGCGCUUCACAAGAAACCCGGACAGAUGCUGAAAGUGGUGCGGGGAGACAGCCGCUCGUGAGGGGCAACGCUCCUCGAGGGCAAGCGCCUCCACUUCCAGGACUGACCGAAUCCGAGGCUCAGCUAAUCGCGUACCAGCUGUUCCAAGCCCUCGCCUACUGCCACUCUCGCGGCGUCCUCCAUCGGGAUGUUAAGCCACAGAAUGUGUUGAUGAUGCGCGAUGUCGACGCAGACGGGACGGAGCACUGGGUUGCGAAACUCGGAGACUUCGGCUUGGCGUGCUGCGCGCACACCGCAGAUCCCAGCCGAACGGAGGAAGUGGUGACGCUACUCUAUCGGGCUCCGGAGCUCCUGCUGGGCCGCACAAAUUACGAUGGAGCCGUUGACGUCUGGUCCAUGGCGAUUGUCAUCAUCGAAAUCAUGGUUGGCCACCCGCCGUUUAAGGCCCGAAAUGAGGUCGAAAUGCUCGCGAGAAUUGCUCACUGCGUAGGCAGUUCAACUGCCCAGGAGCUGCGCGAAAUUGCUCCAAAUCCUACUGCUCUUGAGGCGGUUCUUCCUCUCAUUUUGAAGGAUGCUGCAGAACCAAAGUUGAAGAAUUUGCUAACCGACCGGUUUGGCCGGCAGCUCCUCAGUGAUCAAGGACUCGAUUUUCUCACGAGGCUCAUGGAAGUCGACGCUGCAAAGCGGUUGACAGCGGCCGCCGCGUUGCAGCAUCCGUGGCUACGGCCUGUCUUGGAUCGGUUCCCGAACAAGGACGUGUAUAUCCAGCCGCAAUCGAAGUGGCAGCUGCCGACGUCUUUCUUGGCAGUGGAUCCCCUGAGUCACAACUUUUUCUUUUCGCGGCAACAGCCAGAGCUGAGGGUGGACGUGGCGAAAGAGCUGCCAGCCCCCCCCGCAGUCUCCACGAGUUUAUCCAUGUCAAGCAAGUCGCAGAACCAGGCAGACUUGAAGGUCAGCGAUCUCUGCUCGAACGCCUGCUCGACGCUGUCCACGAACGAUCUGGAGAACAAGAGAGCGUGGAACGCGCUGCGCCUGUUGAUGCCGUGGGAAGAGGCACCACUUCCCAGAAGUCUCUUUGACAUGCACCGAGGCCCGCACAUGCUGACUGAAAUCACUCCGCGGAUGGUCACGUCGAUCUAUAACCGCUGCGGCCUCGGAAAGAUGCGCGCGACACCUUGUCAGUGGGAGGCCGCGUAA
This is a messenger RNA of Neospora caninum, 2313 nucleotides long. Its product is annotated as putative CMGC kinase. Bases 1 to 2313 code for a protein of 770 amino acids. The transcript has 8 exons. Gene Ontology annotation, biological process: intracellular signal transduction; protein phosphorylation. The record is from RefSeq and is a predicted model, not a curated record. Gene Ontology annotation, molecular function: protein serine/threonine kinase activity; ATP binding. Lineage: Eukaryota; Apicomplexa; Conoidasida; Eucoccidiorida; Sarcocystidae. Gene Ontology annotation, cellular component: nucleus; cytoplasm.